Ixodes scapularis (black-legged tick) is the source of this 1117-nucleotide messenger RNA. It is a transcript of the gene Rpi, whose product is annotated as ribose-5-phosphate isomerase. Gene Ontology annotation, biological process: pentose-phosphate shunt, non-oxidative branch; D-ribose metabolic process. Gene Ontology annotation, cellular component: intracellular membrane-bounded organelle. Lineage: Eukaryota; Metazoa; Arthropoda; Arachnida; Ixodida; Ixodidae. The record is from RefSeq and is a predicted model, not a curated record. The transcript is spliced from 8 exons. Bases 74 to 925 code for a protein of 283 amino acids. Gene Ontology annotation, molecular function: ribose-5-phosphate isomerase activity.
GACGCUCCGAAAGGGGGAGCCAGGAGUCGAGGCGUUUCAACGAGCAUGCGAGAGCGAUGCUGGCGAUACUACCAUGCUACGUCGCUUGGUGGAUAAGAUUCGAGGUUUAGGGAGGUUGCAGAUUCAAAGGAAGCACGAUAGUCAAGUGCCUCUGUGCUGUCCGUUGUUAGCUCGUACCACCCAAGUUCAUUACUGCAAAAAAGCAGUUGGCGAAAGGAUGGAUCUUGUCGAAAAAGCGAAGGAAGCUGCGGCUCAAAGGGCUGUUGACAACCACAUCAAAAACAACUUCGUCGUUGGAAUUGGGAGUGGCAGCACUGUCGUCUAUGCUGUGGAGCACCUUGCCCGAAGAAUAAAGGAGAAUGACUGGAAGAUAAGUUGUGUACCAACCUCAUUUCAAGCCAAGGAACUAAUCAGGAAAUAUAACUUAGUGAUGACAGAUUUGGAAGAGAGCCCUGAUUUAGAUGUUGCUAUCGAUGGCGCUGACGAAGUGGAUGCCAAGCUGACAUUGAUCAAAGGUGGUGGUGGGUGCCUGACCCAGGAGAAGGUCAUUGCAUCUUGCGCCAAACACUUCAUUGUGGUGGCCGAUUACAGGAAGGAUUCGUCCAACCUGGGUGAAAAUUGGAAGAAGGGAAUACCUGUGGAAGUGAUACCCAUGGCGUAUGUUCCAGUCCAGAAAAAGAUUGAGAAGCUUCUGGGAAACAAGGCAGAGCUGCGGCAGGCUGCCAAGAAAUGCGGCCCUGUGGUAACUGAUAACGGAAAUUUUAUACUGGAUUGCAAGUUUGCACCCCAAAGCAACUGGUCAGCAACUAACACAGCCUUGAAAAUGAUUCCUGGUGUUGUUGAAACCGGUCUUUUUGUUGGAAUGGCUCAGAAGGUCUACUAUGGUCUUAAUGAUGGUUCUGUCACUGAGAAGAAUGCGGUUUAAAAUGGUCAUCAUUUUGCAUAUACGAGAUCUUCAUGACGUUGGCCAAUUCAGGGAGCAACUUUAGCAGUGCAAUUUAUACUGGUUUCUGCACUAGUUUUUGUUAUGGCGACCUUUCAAAUAUCUUUGUAGCAUUGGUAACAUUCAGUUUAUUAACCUAUCCUGACGCUCAAAUAAAAUUAUUUCUUAGAAAAA